Messenger RNA from Thalassophryne amazonica, 1084 nucleotides. It is a transcript of the gene arl8ba, whose product is annotated as ADP-ribosylation factor-like 8Ba. Bases 82 to 642 code for a protein of 186 amino acids. Lineage: Eukaryota; Metazoa; Chordata; Actinopteri; Batrachoidiformes; Batrachoididae. Gene Ontology annotation, cellular component: lysosomal membrane. Gene Ontology annotation, molecular function: GTP binding; GTPase activity. The record is from RefSeq and is a predicted model, not a curated record. Gene Ontology annotation, biological process: anterograde axonal transport; protein transport. The transcript is spliced from 7 exons.
CAGCUACCUCCGAGCUGGAAAACGCCACAUCUGACAGGGAGGGAGACGCGGAUUAAACUAAGUGUGAACACCAAGCUCAAGAUGCUGGCGCUAAUAAACCGGCUUCUAGACUGGUUUAAGUCUCUCUUUUGGAAGGAGGAGAUGGAGUUGACGUUGGUCGGUCUUCAGUACUCGGGAAAAACGACAUUUGUUAACGUAAUCGCUUCUGGACAUUUCAGUGAAGACAUGAUCCCUACAGUUGGGUUCAAUAUGAGGAAGGUGACCAAAGGAAAUGUCACCAUCAAGAUCUGGGAUAUAGGUGGACAGCCAAGAUUCAGGAGCAUGUGGGAGCGGUACUGUCGAGGAGUUAAUGCAAUUGUGUACAUGGUUGAUGCAGCAGAUCGAGAGAAAGUAGAAGCAUCAAGAAAUGAGCUUCAUAAUUUAUUAGACAAACCUCAGUUGCAAGGAAUUCCAGUUUUGGUACUUGGGAACAAAAGGGAUCUCCCCAGUGCUUUAGAUGAAAAGCAGCUCAUUGAGAAAAUGAAUCUGGCAGCUAUUCAGGAUAGGGAGAUAUGCUGCUACUCCAUUUCCUGCAAAGAGAAAGACAACAUUGAUAUCACACUUCAGUGGCUCAUUCAACACUCGAAAUCCAGAAGGAGCUGAAAAUGCAGAAGUUGCCCAGCUGUGUUUGCCAUGUUACUGACAUGCCACACCGCUCUCAAACGAUGUACAGCCGUAUAUUCAACAUGCCGAACUGUUCAGCUCAUGUCACACAUUAUCCCUUUUUUUUGUUGUUUUUGUUUUUUUUUCACAUUGUGAUUGUUUUUCCAAUUCUGAGAAUGCACCACCACAAAUGAAGUGCAGAUAGCGGUUUUAUGCAUGACGUUUAGCAUUAUAUACAUGUCGUAAAACUACUGUAACUUGGAGUAAAAGCAACGACUGCUCGAGCAUUAAACCCAGUGCCUCAUAUGUCAUGGGACAACACUAAACGUCGGUACACAAAUUAUUCACUUGGAGGGUUUAGCCUAUUAAACAAUGUUCUGAAAAUGAGAGAUUAUUUACACAUACAUACGAUACCUGAGGAUGAUGGCAUAAACAUGCAGGA